Messenger RNA from Caenorhabditis elegans, 1143 nucleotides. RefSeq names its product F-box domain-containing protein (gene sdz-10). The coding region runs from base 27 to 1049 and encodes 340 amino acids. The record is from RefSeq and is marked reviewed. The transcript is spliced from 2 exons. NCBI's taxonomy places the organism in Eukaryota, Metazoa, Nematoda, Chromadorea, Rhabditida, Rhabditidae.
GCUCAUCUAUGUCUCCUUCUGCAGUGAUGGCUGCCCGUUUUCCUCUCCUUCUUCGUCUCCCUGAAAAGAAUUUGCGCAUUGUUCUAGAACAAAUGGGAUUCCUUGAUUUGCUUGCCUUCUCUUUGUGCUCCAAAAUCACGAAGGCUCAUACGACGCAGCUUAAGCGUAAAAUCGAUAACCUCAAACUUCAUGCUUCUAUUGUAGUUAAUAUUAGUUUCCGAUUAACAAAUCAAGAAGAAAUAAGAUUAGAUGUUAAAACAGACAGAUUCGAUAGAUGGAACUUGAACUUUUGUGAAAUUGCCAAUGUGACUUAUACAGUAGGCUACCAACAACAAUUCUGCUGGAAGAAAAAAGGAUUCGGUCUUCGAGAUUGGAUUAAUCACAUCAUGGAAACGUUCAAUUAUCCGGUCAUUGAUAGGCUUCGUUUACAUGGAUACAUGUUCCCUCUGGCUAAUUCAAGACAGAUAAGCAAAGUUUUAAAUGGUUUGAAAGUGAAAAACAUGGAUUUCUGGAACUACACAGAAGAUGGAGUAUUUAACAUCAGAAGCAACUUAGAGAUUGUUGCCUUAACUCUCGCAUUCCCCGACUCAGAGCAUUUCUCUGAAUUGUCUACUCGAAGGAUUCUUUCGGAAAACCAGACAAACAUGAUUCAUCAUUCGAUGCCAUUUAUGGCAGAAAUGGGAGUCGACCGGGUUUUGUAUUCAUGUAUUACUGUGAACGACCUCUUAGUGAACAACUGCACACAACUCACCAUAUCAAGGUCUAUAUUAACUUCCAAGGACAUGAACAUUUUUCUUAAGCACUGGAUCAAUGGAUCCAUCAAGACACUAGAAUUCUUGGAACUGCAGACGUAUGUCCAAACCCAGUGGAAUAUGAAGAUCUUGUUGAAAGACAUUGAUCAUAAAAUCCCGUGUAGGGUGGAGAAUGGAGUGCCACGAGGAGCUAAAAUGUUUAGAAUUCCACGGAUCGAUUCGUCAAACCUUUUCAUGACUUAUAUCGUACAUGAUGACCGUAAAUAUGUUUUGAAAAUUGAUGCUCGUUGCGGUUGAAAUGAUAAUCUAUUGGCAUAACUAUUUUUUAAAUUAUGAAUAAGCAUUUGCUGUUUUCUCCAACUUGUUUGAAUCAAUAAAGAUUUAAUUUAUG